Poeciliopsis prolifica (blackstripe livebearer) is the source of this 664-nucleotide messenger RNA. Its product is annotated as small EDRK-rich factor 2-like. Lineage: Eukaryota; Metazoa; Chordata; Actinopteri; Cyprinodontiformes; Poeciliidae. The coding region runs from base 125 to 322 and encodes 65 amino acids. The transcript is spliced from 3 exons. The record is from RefSeq and is a predicted model, not a curated record.
UUAACGACAAUCUAGAUAAGUGGGUUUUCAUUCUGAAUUUAAUAUUUGGACACAACAAUAAAACGGCAGGACUCAGGUUUGAGCGCAGUGGUCGACGUUCGUUCUGUGAUUGUUGCUGUGGCCAAUGGCGCAAAAAGUGGGAGGCAACCAGCGCGAGCUCGCGCGCCAGAAGGCUGCCAAGAAGCAGACCGAGCAGAGCAAAGGCAAGCGGAACGAGGACGGGCUCUCCGCUGCUGCCAGGAAACAACGGGAUGCAGAAAUCAUGCAACAGAAGCAGAAAAAAGCAAACGAAGCAGGGAAAGCAGGCGAGAAGUCCAAGUGAAAAAUGACAUGGAAGAAGAAUUAAACUCACUGGUUUUGAGAACCUCACUUGUUCAGCAUUCUUUCCUGAUAUUUAUGAGAAUGGAUCUGUCGGUUUUGUCUAGACUUCGAGAAUCCAGGAUCCACCAAAUCUUUCUGUGGCAAAACGAUUGCUUGUCGGAGUCACUUUCCAUGGUUAAAUUGAACAAACGCCCCCGACGCGGUGCAGCGUGCAGAGCACCGUCAGCGGCGUAAGCAGGAUGAAGUGGAGCAACUCUUGAUGUGAAAGCAUCUGUGUAACAGUUGUGUAUUUUUGUACAAAAACAGUGUCCCUUUCUGAUUUCAAAUAAAGUGUAUCUUUUUA